UCCGGCGCGCCGCCAUGGACGGGCCCGUCUGCGCCGGCCCCGAGUCGCCCGGCGACAACGCCUUCUCGACCUUCUACGAUGGCCUGUGCGCGGAGCUGCGGGCGCUCGGUGUCGAGGCGUACCGCGCCGAGUUCGACGCGCUCGACACGGACCGCGAGCGGGUGGAGGCGGUGCUGCGGCUGCAGGCGGCCGCGCGCCUGCGCCUGCCCGCCGCCGGCGCCACCGGCAAAAGCGAGGAACAGGCGCGCCGCUUCCUCGAGAUGGCAAUGAACUGCACCGACUCGCAGCGCAAGCUUGUGCUGUGCAACACGGCGCUGCAGCACUGUCCGCUGGAGCUGGCGCAGCCGGCCCGGCUCAAGGACGGCUGCGUGCGCGACCUCUACCUGGCCGUGGCCAUCAACCGACUGUGGACGCUUUACGAGCUGGGCAAGCUGGCGAGCGGGCUGGCUGAAGCCGAGCGGCUGCUGGCCGAGCCGGCGCUGGUCGCUGCCGUUGAGACGCACGUGCAGCUCCUGGUGGAGCGGGCCCGCUUCCAGACGGCGCUGGCGCGGCGCGACGAGGCAGAGGCGAGCGUGCGUCAGGCGCUGCAGAUCGUGCGCCAGCUGGACCGCCAGCAGCAGGCCAUGUACGCCGUGGAGCUGGGCACCAUCCGCAAGCGGCUGGCCGGCGGCGAGGAGGCCGCCGAGGACGUCUCGCAGCCGCCGGCGCCGGAAACGCCGCGUCUCUUCGGCGGCCCGCACCCGCGGCUGCGGCGGGUGUCGGCCGCCCUGGACCUGGCCGUCGACGAUCGGCGCGGACGCAUGCUGGUCGCCAACACAGACAUUCCGCCAGGCUCGGCGCUGAUCGCGGACGAGCCGUUCGCCUGGUCGCUGCACCCGCCUCGCUGGGUCACCCACUGCCAGAACUGCUGCCGGCCGGCCGACUGCCCGCUGCCCUGUCCCGACUGCGCAUCGGUGCUAUUCUGCAGCGAGUCCUGCCGCUCCGAGGCGCUGCACCUUUUCCACGGCACAGAGUGCGGCGUGCUCGAUCUGCUGAUCGACCCCAACUUGGGCCGCAUGGCGCUGCUCGUGUUCCGCGUGCUGGCGCGCGCCGGUCCCGACACCCUGCGCCUCCACUUCGAGCCGCCGGCACCGCCGGCGCCCGACGCGCCGCACGACUCGCUCAGCUACGCCGCCGUGUACAGCCAGGUGACCAACACAGCCGACCGGCCCAUGGGCGACGUGGUGAAGCGGUGUGCCGUGGCGCUCUACCUGACCGCCUGCCUGGAACGGACCGGCGCGGUGGCGGCCGCCGAGCGCGCGCCCACGGCCGCGCUGGCCCUGCGCCACCUGCAGAGCUGCUCUUGCAACGCGUACGAGGUGACCGAGCUGCGGCUGGCCGGCGGCGGCGUGCGGCUGGCCGAGUUCGAGGAGCUGGGCGGCGCCGUUUACGCGGCCGUCAGCCUGGCAAACCACAGCUGCUUCCCGAACGCGGUGCGCGCCAGCCAUGGCCGCCGCCUGGCCGUCACCAGCACGCGGCCGCUGCGCGCCGGCGACGAGCUGCUCGACAACUACGGCUUCCACUUCCACGAGGAGGACGAAACUAGCCGGUACGCGGCGCUGCGUCGCCAGUACCAAUUCGCCUGCGAGUGCGCCGCCUGCGAGCAGGGCUGGCCGCUGUACGCCGAGCUGACCGUGCAGCGCCAGAGUCUGCUGGCGCGCUGCAUCCAGAGCGGCGGCAACGUGCGCAGCGAGUGA
Messenger RNA from Pollicipes pollicipes, 1736 nucleotides. Its product is annotated as SET and MYND domain-containing protein 4. The transcript is spliced from 4 exons. Gene Ontology annotation, cellular component: cytoplasm; nucleus. The coding region runs from base 15 to 1736 and encodes 573 amino acids. Gene Ontology annotation, molecular function: histone deacetylase binding. The record is from RefSeq and is a predicted model, not a curated record. NCBI's taxonomy places the organism in Eukaryota, Metazoa, Arthropoda, Thecostraca, Pollicipedomorpha, Pollicipedidae.